Messenger RNA from Lentinula edodes (shiitake mushroom), 1258 nucleotides. RefSeq lists its product as uncharacterized. The coding region runs from base 105 to 1169 and encodes 354 amino acids. The record is from RefSeq and is a predicted model, not a curated record. NCBI's taxonomy places the organism in Eukaryota, Fungi, Basidiomycota, Agaricomycetes, Agaricales, Omphalotaceae. The transcript is spliced from 22 exons.
CGUCUUAUUUCCGUCCUAGACUCUCUGAUACACCGUCGUUUCUUGCCCGCAAAGAUUAUCGUGAAAGGGUGAAUCGUUUCCUCCAUCGCCCUCUUUUUUUCGCCAUGUCAAGCCCCAUAGACGAGACCUUCGGUGCUGCAUACAUUGGAAUAGUAGUUGCAGCUCUGCUGCUGGGAAUAUCAGUCAUUCAAGGCUUUUACUACUUCACUCACCAAAAGGAUGGCUGGAUCCUGCGAGGUCUAGUAGCAGGGGUUCUCGUUUUUGACUUCGUGCAUCAAGUGCUUAUCACUCAUACUGGCUACACAUAUCUAAUUACAUUUUGGCAACAACCAGCAAAACUCAGAAUCGUGAUCUGGAGUCUCCUGGCCGAAGUGCUCUUCAACGGUUUAACCGGAUUUUGUGUUCAGUGUUUCUUGACGUACAGGAUCUGGAAGUUGAGUGGCACCAAGGUGUGGCUCACAGUCGUUGUUAUUUCGCUUGUGUUCGCAGAAUUCGCUUGUGUCAUCGCCUUUGCCGUUAUUGCUUUCCUCCGCGUGAAAACAUUCGAACAGCUUUCUGCUGAGCUCAAGGGACUUUCUGUUACUGUCAAUGCUCUCGCUGUUGUCGGCGACCUUUUCAUUGCCGGCAUAUUGACACUACUUCUACAACGAUCUAAAACUGGGUUCCGAAAAUCCGAUACGAUGAUCAACAAGUUGACUAUCUUCGCUGUCAAUACCGGUGCUUUGACAAGUCUUUGCGCCGUCGCAUCGCUCAUCUCAAUUAUCGCCGCCCCUAAUACGUUCAUCUACAUUUCUUUUUUCUUUUCCAUGGGACGACUCUACACCAACUCUCUUCUCGCGACUCUGAAUGCCCGCAAAAUGAUCAGGGAUGCUGCAGAGGGUAUCAAUACCACUACUGGUGACAACAUAUCUCUUCCAUGCAAAGGACGUGCUUCCUCCUCCAAGUUAGUAUUCCAACGAUCGAGGAACCUCAACACCAAUAUUUCCAUUCAAGUAGACACCACGCGGGAGUUCCUCUCUGACCUCGAGCACGGUGUCGUCCGAGAUAGACACCUGUCCGACUUCAAACAUGAUGAGGUGGAGAUCGAGGAAGAUCUGUCGGAAGUCAAUUUGUCGAAUGGAGACAUCGAGUCGAAUAUUUCCAGCGGGAUCGAAUGCACUGCUGUCUAAAUUCAAAGUCCUAUGCCAUUACAAAAAUUCACACAGAAAUUUAGUAGCUUCCAGCAUUCACUCCCUUUCUUUUUUCCGAUAUAUGCUUG